GGAAAAAAAUCCAAGCGGUUUAGCCAUGGACGACUGGUUGUUCUACUCGCUCACCUCGCUGCUCUGCCUCGCCUGCUCGCUGCUGCUGCGCGCCCGCGCGUCGGCGUCGGCGGCGGCGGCCAAGGAGGCGGCGGCGGAGGAGGCGGUGCCGCCGUUGCCGCCGGGGCCGAGGUCCGUGCCGGUGGUGGCGCCGCUGAUGUUCUUGGCGCGGAGGGACUUCGACGUGGAGCCGACGCUGCGGCGGAUCGCGGCGGAGCACGGGCCCGUGUUCACGUUCGCGCCGCUGGGGCCGUCGCGGCCGACGGUCUUCGUGGCGGCGCGGGCGCCGGCUCACCGCGCGCUGGUGCAGCGCGGGGCGGCGUUCGCGUCGCGCCCCCGCGGCGGCGGCGGCCCGGCGUCCGCGCUGCUCAGCAGCGGCGGGCGCAACGUGAGCUCGGCGCCGUACGGGCCGACGUGGAGGGCGCUCCGGCGGUGCAUAUCCUCCGGCGUGCUCAACCCGGCCCGGCUCCGCGCGUUCUCCGACGCGCGGCGGUGGGUGCUCGACGUGCUGGUCUCCCACGUCCGCCGCGACGGCGGCGCGCCGGUGACCGUGAUGGAGCCGUUCCAGUACGCGAUGUUUUGCUUGUUGGUGUACAUGUGCUUCGGCGACCGCCCCGGCGACGCGCGCAUCCGGGAGAUCGAAGCGCUGCAGCGCGACCUGCUCGGCAGCUUCCUCAGCUUCCAGGUCUUCGCGUUCGUCCCGGCGAUCACCAAGCUCGUGUUCCGCAAGCGGUGGAGCAAGCUGGUGUCGCUGCGGCGGCGGCAGGAGGAGCUGUUCGUCCCGUUGAUACGCGCCAGGAGGGAGGCCGGCGCCGGCGGCAACUGCUACGUCGACUCCUUGGUGAAGCUGACCAUCCCGGAGGACGGCGGGAGGGGGCUUACCGACGACGAGAUCGUCAGCCUCUGCUCCGAGUUCAUGAGCGCCGGCACCGACACCACCGCCACCGCGCUGCAGUGGAUACUGGCCAACCUCGUCAAGAACCCGGCGAUGCAGGACAGGCUCAGGGAGGAGAUCACCGCCGUCGUGGGGGCCGACGGCGACGACGAGGUGCGGGAGGAGGACCUCCAGGGGAUGCCGUACCUCAAGGCCGUCGUGCUGGAAGGUCUCCGGCGGCAUCCUCCCGGCCACUACGUGCUCCCCCACGCCGCGGAGGAGGACACCACGCUGGACGGGUACCGCGUGCCAGCGAACACGCCGGUGAACUUCGCCGUGGGGGACAUCGGCCUCGACGGCGAGGUCUGGACCGCGCCGAGGGAGUUCCGCCCCGAGCGGUUCCUCCCCGGCGGCGAGGGCGAGGACGUGGACCUCACCGGCAGCAAGGAGAUCAAGAUGAUGCCGUUCGGCGCCGGCCGGAGAGUCUGCCCCGGCAUGGCGCUGGCGCUGCUCCACCUCGAGUACUUCGUGGCCAACCUCGUCAGGGAGUUCGAGUGGCGCGAGGUCGCCGGCGAGGAGGUCGACCUCACCGAGAAGCUCGAGUUCACCGUCGUCAUGAAGCGGCCGCUCAAGGCGACCGCUGUUCCGCUGCGCGGCGAGCGAUCCGCCGCCGUCAAAUGUUCAGCUUGAUUGAGCAUGCAAGACCUCAACGACGGCGACGGCGACGGUGGCCGUCUUCAUGGCUUCUCUUUGCUCAUGCUACCAAUUACUAGCAAUUAUAAUGGUGAUUAGAUUAAGCUUCUCUUGUUCUUUUGGGUAUUAGUAAACUAAUUAAGACUAAUGAUGAUGUACUCCUACUAGUGUGUAUGUACAAAAUACAAUAUGCAGCAUUGAUUGGUA
Messenger RNA from Oryza brachyantha (malo sina), 1813 nucleotides. Its product is annotated as cytochrome P450 89A2-like. The coding region runs from base 26 to 1603 and encodes 525 amino acids. Gene Ontology annotation, molecular function: oxidoreductase activity, acting on paired donors, with incorporation or reduction of molecular oxygen, NAD(P)H as one donor, and incorporation of one atom of oxygen; iron ion binding; heme binding. Gene Ontology annotation, cellular component: membrane. The transcript has a single exon. The record is from RefSeq and is a predicted model, not a curated record. Lineage: Eukaryota; Viridiplantae; Streptophyta; Magnoliopsida; Poales; Poaceae.